Mercenaria mercenaria is the source of this 1520-nucleotide messenger RNA. RefSeq names its product fibropellin-1-like. The record is from RefSeq and is a predicted model, not a curated record. Bases 201 to 1520 code for a protein of 439 amino acids. Gene Ontology annotation, molecular function: calcium ion binding. The transcript is spliced from 5 exons. NCBI's taxonomy places the organism in Eukaryota, Metazoa, Mollusca, Bivalvia, Venerida, Veneridae.
ACUAUUUUGGAACUAACCAAUACGCAGUUAAAUCUAAUGAUAUUGGCUUGCAUGCUAACAGUUAUUUUUUACGGACUUUUUUCGUUACAUUGAUUUUAUAUGAUAAAUUACAAUAUUAUUAAAAAUAAUAUAUCGCACCAAGGAAAACUGUUCAAAAAGUUGGAAACUAUAAUUAAUGUUUGGCUCCAAAAGCCAAAAGGAUGCGGAAACUGAACAGAUUUAUAUCAUGGAUGGUUAUCAUACAGAUAUUAAUCAAGGUAUCAGGUGCAUCAAUUACACAAGCGGCUAAGAACUUGACACAAUGCGGCGACCUUCAGUGCUCUAACAAUGCUAAAUGCAAAGACGAUGGACAUGGAGGACAUGUGUGUCGGUGUCAUACAGGGUUUGCUGGAAAAACUUGUCUAGAUGACUUUGAUGAGUGUGGACUCGGAGAUCCCUGUAUGCACCGCGGUCGAUGCCACAACAGUAUUGGAAGCUACAGAUGCGAAUGUUUAGAAGGCUGGUCUGGUCCAGAUCGUCAUUGUGAUAUAAAGGAUAACUCUACGACUGUCCACAAAUGCAUGCCGGGAUGGAUAGGUGAUAUGUGCCAAGAUCAAUGUCUGAACAAUUCCAUGUGCAGACCAACAGAGGUUUGCAAAAAACGUGGAAGGGGACUUCGAUGUCUGUGUGCUGCUGGAUGGCAUGGCAUUAACUGUACGAUUGAUAUCGACGAAUGCACGAAAACUCCAUGCCCAAAUACCGCUACUUGCAUGAAUACACAAGGCUCAUACGAAUGUCCCUGUUUAUCUGGAUGGAAGGGGGACAAAUGUGACGAGGAUAUUGAUGAGUGUUUAAUAAAUCCAUGUCAACAUUCCUCAACAUGUACGAAUAAACAAGGGUAUUACAACUGCACAUGCACACUUGGAUGGAAGGGAGACAAAUGUGACGAGGAUAUUGAUGAGUGUUUAAUAAAUCCAUGUCAACAUUCUUCAACAUGUACAAAUGAACAAGGGUAUUACAAUUGCACGUGCGCACUUGGAUGGAAGGGAGAAAAAUGUGACGAAGAUAUUGAUGAGUGUUUGAUAAAUCCAUGUCAACAUUCUUCAACAUGUACAAAUGAACAAGGGUAUUACAACUGCACAUGUGCACUAGGAUGGAAGGGAGAUAACUGUACUAACGACAUUGACGAGUGUACUUCAAACCCAUGCACAAAUGAAAAAACAUGUUACAAUAUCCCAGGCUCGUUUGAGUGUAAAUGUUCUCAAGGCUGGGAUGGUGUAAAUUGUACGAAUGACAUUGAUGAGUGUAAAACUUUCCAAUGUCGGAAUUCAGGAACAUGUAUAAAUACUAACGGUUCCUACAAAUGCAAAUGUGGCUCUGGUUGGCAGGGGGAUGACUGUGGGGAAGAUAUCAAUGAAUGCGACCAGAAUCCUUGCAAUGCCACCGUUUUUUGUAUAAAUAAUCAAGGAUCUUUUUCAUGUACUUCGACACAGAUGAGUUCAAAGGGUAACGUAUAUUCCUCAGUGGACAUUUUGCAGUAA